Messenger RNA from Pomacea canaliculata, 1707 nucleotides. Its product is annotated as leukocyte elastase inhibitor-like. The coding region runs from base 238 to 1581 and encodes 447 amino acids. The record is from RefSeq and is a predicted model, not a curated record. Gene Ontology annotation, molecular function: serine-type endopeptidase inhibitor activity. NCBI's taxonomy places the organism in Eukaryota, Metazoa, Mollusca, Gastropoda, Architaenioglossa, Ampullariidae. The transcript is spliced from 9 exons.
UAGGCCUGCACCAAAUACUUAUGUCAGUAAGACGGGAACUCAUGUCCUCAAAAGCUGCUGAAAAGCGACUAUGCGGAACUAAAGUUUGCCGGUAUGUUUUGUACCCAAACAGACCGUUAGCCGAACGAAUACUGUUCCUGUUGACGGAGACAGAAGUCACGUGACGUUGGCUGACCUGGUGUCAAGUCUUCAUAAACAGGGGCUUACUCGUUACAGUGAACCCACUUCUCCAUCACAAUGGCUUCCUCGUGUGGGCUUCUUACGCUUAUUUGUCUCAUCCUUCUUGUCAUCACAGUAGUGUCUUCAGCGCUAGCCAAUGAGGUCGACUCGUUCCAGUUUCUUCAGAAGCCUGUAGCUGUGGAUGGCACGAAGGCUCAGAGCCGCCAGGACCCCCGAGGUCAAGUCGCCAAAGGUAGUACCACAGGUGCGAAAGGUUGCGUGCUGACGAAACAACAUGUGAAAUUAAUUGAAAACCUGUCGUCAGCCUCCGCGAUCUUCUCAUCGUCGCUGUAUUCACAGUUGAGGCAAAAUGUCAGUUCUGACAUCGUCUUCUCUCCCUUCAGCGUCCACGUGGCCCUGACCAUGACCUAUCUGGGUGCUCAGAAAGCCACCGCCAAGGAAAUGAUCAAAGUACUGGGGCUCUCCAAACUUCAGAAGAAGAAAGCCCACUUAGCCUACUCCGCGUUGCUAAAGACCAGUCAGCUCUCCACCUCUGUCGAGCUUAACUUGGCCAACGCCGUGUUCGUUAAACCCAAUCUACCAGUUGAGAAAACCUUUCGUCAGGGUCUGGUGCAGAUGUACCGAGCUAAGUUCGGCCACUUUAACCUCAGCGCCGUUGGUGGUCCAGAGACACCCAUCAACACCUGGGUAGGCAACGUGACCAAAGGCAAAAUACCAGAUUUUCUUGCGCCGGACACCAUCGACAAUAAAACAGCCAUGAUGAUCGUCAAUGCUCUCUAUUUUAAAGGUUCUUGGCUGAACACCUUCAACCUCGCGGACACAGCAAAGAAGCCAUUUUACCUGGACGAUGGCACGACCGUUACUGUUCCCAUGAUGAAGAAGGAGGACAAUUUCAAGUGCAAAAGAUCCAAGAAUCUGAAAGCUGACAUUGUGGAGCUGCCUUACAAAGACCAGCGAUAUUCCAUCUUCAUUGUGUUGCCGGUCAGCCCUGGAACUCUCAGUCAAGUGGAGCAGUCUCUGAAGAUGGAGGAAUUCACCUCUGAACUCAGCUCCAUGGUCAAUGCCAAACUGGAAUUGUUUUUGCCCAGAUUUAAGUCGAAGAGCCGCUUCAGUUUGAUUGAACCUUUACGGAAGUUGGGCAUGCGCACCUCCUUCACCUGCAAAGAAGCCAACUUCCGUGGCAUCAGCUCAGAGAAAGACUUGUACAUCUCCGACGUCAUUCACGAGGCUGUGGUGGAGGUCAACGAGGAGGGGACAGAAGCAUCUGCAGCGACUGCAGUUAAGAUUUCUUCGAGGUCUUUCCCAAUCCGCUUCCGGGCAGACCACCCUUUCCUGUACAUCAUCCGAGACAAUACUUACAAGAUGGUUUUGUUCAUGGGGCGCUAUACAGGGGUUGCUUAAUUAAACUAUUAUUGUACAGUUGUCUCUGCUACCUGGAGUGUCGUCCAUUCAUACAAAUCUGGGUUGUCAAAAUGUUUAGAAAUACAUGUCACAUUUUGUCACAGAUUUUAAAAUGGUAAGAAUUAU